Messenger RNA from Chara braunii, 1885 nucleotides. Lineage: Eukaryota; Viridiplantae; Streptophyta; Charophyceae; Charales; Characeae. The record is from the annotation of a GenBank genome assembly.
AGGGUCUUAGGAUCGAUAACACGUUAAUUAGGCGACAUGGCUAAUCGUGGGCGACCUCGCGUUCGGAACGCGCAUAGACGCGACCCUAUCGUCACCAGAAGCAGAUCGGCUAACCGACGAGCAACCAAUAUGGCUGCCAACGUGCAAAAUCCAGUUCCGCAACAAAAUGUUAAUCCACCUAAUCAACCUGCCCCACGUGCACGAGCUCCCAUGUCACCACCAGAUCUCUAUCUAUUUGAUCCGGCGCACCAUCUCGCAGGAGCAUGGCUGGCCACGCUUAGAGCACAGCAGUACGAUGAUCACGAAGCACAGAUCAACAUUCCGGCUCGAAUGGGAGGAGACGCUCAUCAUUGGUAUAGUACCUAUGUAUGGGUGGAUCUCCCGACCUUCGAACGGGAUUUCAUGAAUCGAUUUGAUUAUGUCCACCCCGAGCAAGCGUUGUACAUGAUCAAGGACCGAGUGCAAAAACCGCUCGAAUCCGUUGCGGAAUAUCGAAACCGGUUCUACCGAAUGUUUGUAAAAACUGAACGAGUGGUCUGGGGAAUUCAGCACUUUCAUCCGUAUCUCUACAGACAGAAGUUUCACCUCGUGACGGAUCACGAGCCUCUGCUAGCUUUGAAGAAGCUCACCAACUACACGGGCAUGAUUGGCCGUUGGGCGGUGCGAUUGCAAGAAUACGACUUCGAUAUCGUCCAUCGAAAGACGGAGCGACACGGCAACGCGGACGGGCUGACACGCCUACAUCGACCUGCCAAGUCCGAUAUCCAUCCUCGCCUUUCCUACUGUCUAAAGCCCCUCGCUGUCCCCGAUAUCCAUUCUCCCUAUUGGGUCAUGUGGCGCGAAGACUUCAUCGAACUUUCACUGUGUCUGGUGGAAGUACAGCUGACGUGGAUCGACGGCGAAGCGCACCCGCCUUGCAUAAAGCGCUUGGAGUUGCUGUUCAUCCAGGCCUGGAGAACCAACGUGGAGGGAGAGCUUCUCGCGUUUCUAUUUGGUACGAUGCGGCCCGAUCAUCAAGAUCUCAUCACGAAAGAGCUCACGAUCCCGGUAGCACAGCUGGCGGACGAUCUCCCUCUUGAUAUCAUCUCGCAGGACGACGAGCAUUUAGUUCCCCACGUACUUUCUCGCACACUGACACCUUAUCUUCAGUGGUCGGCUUGUGUAGAAGGAGCUGCAGAGCGCAUCCCGCCGUCGCAGCAACAAUACCUGGAUCCCCGGACGACUCGCGAUCCUGCCUUCUUCAGGCGUCCUACGGCGGAGCAGCUUGCGGCCAUCCGAGAAGAAGAGGAGGAGGAAGAGAGUACCGGGAGUGACGAAGACGACGACGGAUUGGAAGAAGGCGGGAACAGCGACGAAGAGCUCAGCGAAGAGGACGAGACCCCCGAAGAAGGAAGCUAUAGCGAGCAUAGCGAAGGGGAACAGAGCGAAGAAGAAGAAGAAAGCGAGGAAGAAGACGAGGAACACGACGAAGAGCCUGCUCGAUCAGAGUGGGAAGCCGUGCCAGAAGAAGCGUUGCGUACAGGUACGGAGGCGAAAGAUCUAGACGCGGCCCGCAAAAGAAAAGAGAUCGCGGUCGGGAAGGAGUUAGAGCUCGCAAGCGUAGCGAGUCUGCAGAUUCACGACGAUCCGAACCGAGAUCCGGAGCCGCCCCGGCCUGAAGAUGGCGACCUCGCGGCCACGACUCCGACCCCAUCAGCGCGGAGACGGAGCCAAUCCCCCUCCUCGUCAACCCGUCCCCCAGUUCGCCGACGUACCGAUACAGGCGAUCGGUCUUCGUCCCCAAUCACUCUCUCGCCGUCCCCUUGACUACCUCACCCUCCGCCAGCUCACCACCCCCAUCACGUUCCCCUCCAAUCCGUUUCCUCGCGACACCUUCCGCCACUUC